This is a messenger RNA of Temnothorax curvispinosus, 499 nucleotides long. RefSeq names its product prostatic spermine-binding protein-like. The coding region runs from base 27 to 233 and encodes 68 amino acids. The transcript has 2 exons. The record is from RefSeq and is a predicted model, not a curated record. NCBI's taxonomy places the organism in Eukaryota, Metazoa, Arthropoda, Insecta, Hymenoptera, Formicidae.
UCGCUGUACUGCUCGCAAUCACACAAAUGUAUGCGGUUAUGUGUAUAUCCACUAUUUCUGCAAAAAGAAAGAAAUCUAAAGACACCAACAGCGACGACAAUGAUGGUGAUAACGAUGACAGCGAUAAUGACAAUGGUGAUGGCGACGACGGCGGUGAGAAAGAAGACGACGACGACGAAGACAACGAUGGAGACGGAGGCGAUGAUUGUUCAACAAUGCUGACAAUAAAGUGACGGGUGUAGUAAUUCCAGUGAGAGCUGAUUUUGCGAAAGCCUCUUGCGCGCAAAACUAUUGGACCGCCCUCCCAAUCUUUGUCGCAAUAUCUCCCUACUGCGAAAUCCCAUCCGUCUUCCCUCCUACGUCAUUUGCAUUCCGCCGCAAAAUUAAAUCUUUCCAAAUUCGCAUUUAAACCACCACGUGAAAUCCGUACGGCGUUCAACCAAAAGGUCGAGAAAUUUCGCAUUCAAUUACAAAUAGUGGAAGAAGAAUUUUAUCCAAA